Molecule: messenger RNA, 468 nt
Organism: Carlito syrichta (Philippine tarsier)
Lineage: Eukaryota; Metazoa; Chordata; Mammalia; Primates; Tarsiidae
Product: vacuolar protein sorting-associated protein 41 homolog
Exons: 5
Coding region: 55-468 (137 amino acids)
Biological process (GO): protein targeting to vacuole; cellular response to starvation; endosomal vesicle fusion
Cellular component (GO): HOPS complex; late endosome
Molecular function (GO): protein binding
Source: RefSeq, a predicted model, not a curated record
AGUGCCUAGUUUACUCUCAUUUCCGGGUAUGUCAUGUGACUCUCCGGCCGCACCAUGGCGGAAGCAGAGGAGCAGGAAACUGGGUCUCUUGCAGAAUCUACGGAUGAGUCUGAGGAAGAAGAGAGUGAGGAGGAGCCCAAACUGAAGUAUGAAAGGCUUUCCAAUGGAGUAACUGAAAUUCUUCAGAAGGAUGCUGCUAGCUGCAUGACAGUCCAUGACAAGUUUUUGGCACUGGGCACUCAUUAUGGCAAGGUUUAUUUACUUGAUGUCCAGGGGAACAUCACUCAGAAGUUUGAUGUAAGUCCCGUGAAGAUAAAUCAGAUUAGCCUGGAUGAAAGUGGAGAACACAUGGGUGUGUGUUCAGAGGAUGGCAAGGUAUGGCAAGCUUGUGGUCACGUUGCAAGUUGUGCUCCAGCACCAGCCCCAGGUGGUUGGAAAAGCACUCUGCUUACUAUAUACCUGCAUUAA